AUUACUUUGGAAGUUUAGAUAUAAAACUCACAUUGUAAAACAAAUCCGUGCUUAGGAGUCAAAAGGGUAAGAGAAUGUGGAAUUAGUUAACUGGAGGAAACCCACUCGAUGUUACUAGCAUCUUACAGCUGCAGAUAGCUAGAUAGAGAUACCUUCCCUCAUAAUGUGGCUUUCCCAUCAUGUUAGGUACCAUUCUCUCUUCUUCUCACUCAGUUCACGUUCUCACCUUUUUUGUGCCUGCACCAGCAUUUACUCAAAUGCUGAACCUUCAAGAGGGUUCUCCUUCUGUACCAAGUAGGAAUUUCUAGCUGUUUUGUCACAAAAUGUUUGGCCUCAUUUUCAUGGGGUUCCAGAUCUGAGUCUCUACUCUUUUUCAUAAUAAUGGGUACUAAAAAAGAUCUAUAAAGUUGGUGUCUUGAGUGAGUUGAGUCCUUUGUAUGUAUGUGUAUAUAAUAUAACUAUAUGUGUCCUUGUAGUGAGUGUUUUUUGUGUAAAGUGUGAAAAUCUGUGCGGAAAUGGUUCCAAGCUUUGAUUUUUCCAAUAGGUGGAUGAAGGGCACUCAUAAGGGUACCCCUGUGGAGAACCCUACUUUCUCUGUUGUGGAGAUUAAUGGUGCUGAUGCUGCAGCAUUCAGGCCAGUGGAGAAAACACGUGGCAGGAAUGCUAAGCAAGUAACAUGGUUCUUGAUUCUCAAGGCUUACCAUGCUAUUGGCUGUGUUACUUGGUUUGCCACAGUUAUGUGGUCUUUGAUGGGAGCUAUAAGGAAGAGGUUGGUUCAAAGGGAGGGUGUGGCCUUGGAGAGUGACAAGUUGGAGAAAGGGAAGGUGCUGUUUAGGUUCAUCAAGGUGUUCCUUGUGAGUUCUUUGGUGGUUCUGGUGUUUGAGGUGGUGGCUUACUUGCAAGGUUGGCACUUUGGGAAUCCCUGCUUGCACAUUCCUCGUGCUGCGGAUUUCGAAGGCUUGAUGCACUUGGUUUAUGUUGCUUGGCUGAGGUUUCGUGGCGAGUACAUUGCACCACCAUUAAGGGCACUUUCGAAGUUUUGUGUUGUUUUGUUUCUUAUACAGUCGGUGGACCGUAUGGUGCUUUGCUUUGGGUGCUUUUGGAUAAAGUACAAGAAGAUCAAGCCAAGGAUUGAUGGGGAUCCCCUCAAGGUUGAUGAUAUUGAAGGAAAUGCAUGUAAUCAUCCCAUGGUUCUUGUUCAGAUUCCCAUGUGUAAUGAGAAGGAGGUGUAUGAGCAGUCUAUUUCUGCAGUAUGCCAAAUUGAUUGGCCAAGGGACCGUUUACUGAUUCAAGUACUUGAUGACUCUGAUGAUGAGAGCAUACAGUGGUUAAUUAAGACUGAGGUCACAAAAUGGAGUAAAAAGGGAAUCAACAUAAUCUACAGGCAUCGCUUAGUUCGGACUGGAUAUAAAGCAGGGAAUCUCAAUUCUGCCAUGAGCUGUGACUAUGUGAAAGACUAUGAGUUUGUUGCGAUUUUCGAUGCAGAUUUCCAACCAAAUCCUGAUUUCCUUAAGCAAACUGUGCCAUAUUUCAAGGACAAUCCUGAAUUAGGCCUUGUUCAAGCUAGAUGGUCUUUUGUGAAUAAGGAUGAGAACUUGUUGACCCGUCUCCAGAACAUUAACUUAUGCUUCCAUUUUGAGGUAGAACAGCAGGUCAAUGGGGCAUUUCUCAAUUUCUUUGGAUUUAAUGGAACUGCUGGUGUUUGGAGAAUCAGGACCCUAGAAGAGUCCGGCGGCUGGCUCGAGAGGACAACCGUAGAAGAUAUGGAUAUUGCUGUUCGUGCUCAUCUCCAUGGUUGGAAAUUUAUCUUUGUAAACGAUGUAAAGGUACUUUGUGAAGUCCCCGAGUCCUAUGAAGCAUAUCGGAAGCAGCAGCACCGCUGGCAUUCCGGUCCAAUGCAACUUUUCAGAUUGUGUCUUCCAGCAAUUUUGAGAUCUAAGAUAUCAGCAUGGAAGAAAGGAAAUUUAAUACUUUUAUUCUUUCUGUUGAGAAAACUCAUUCUUCCCUUUUACUCCUUCACCUUAUUUUGCAUAAUUCUUCCUCUAACCAUGUUUGUCCCCGAGGCGGAGCUUCCUCUAUGGGUGAUCUGCUAUGUUCCUGUAUUUAUGUCGUUCCUCAACAUUCUCCCUGCCCCAAAAUCUUUUCCUUUUAUAGUUCCAUACCUUCUUUUUGAAAACACCAUGUCUGUCACCAAAUUCAAUGCCAUGGUCUCUGGACUCUUCCAUUUGGGAAGUUCUUAUGAAUGGAUUGUCACAAAGAAGGCUGGAAGAUCAUCCGAGUCUGAUUUGGUAGUGGCCGCAGAAAGGGAGACCAAGUCAACGAUAGAACAACAAAAGAUCCAUAGAGGAGCUUCUGACAGUGUUCUUGUUGAUUCAAACCAAUGCAAGGAACAAAAGGAAACAAGUGGAACACCUGUGAAGAAAGCUAACAAAAUAUAUAAGAAAGAGUUGACUUUAGCAUUCCUCCUUCUCACAGCUUCUGUUAGGAGUCUUUUGUCUGCACAAGGAGUUCACUUUUACUAUCUUCUUUUCCAAGGGGUGACUUUCCUCCUUGUUGGUCUUGAUCUAAUUGGGCAGCAGAUGAGCUAGUUUUGAUUCGAAAUAAGAAAGAGGAGAAUAAAUGGAAAAUAAGUUUCAUUUUGUGGCUGCAAAGCAAGCAAAAUUGUAAAAGAAAGUUCAGUUCUUGUGAUUGGUUUCAAGCAUCCUAGAGGUGUUGUCUUUUAUUCAUAGCUAUCAAUUCUGUUCUCACAGCCAA
Messenger RNA from Cajanus cajan (pigeon pea), 2754 nucleotides. Its product is annotated as putative xyloglucan glycosyltransferase 5. Gene Ontology annotation, molecular function: glycosyltransferase activity. The record is from RefSeq and is a predicted model, not a curated record. NCBI's taxonomy places the organism in Eukaryota, Viridiplantae, Streptophyta, Magnoliopsida, Fabales, Fabaceae. Gene Ontology annotation, cellular component: Golgi apparatus.